Gaeumannomyces tritici R3-111a-1 is the source of this 393-nucleotide messenger RNA. RefSeq lists its product as hypothetical. The transcript is spliced from 3 exons. The record is from RefSeq and is a predicted model, not a curated record. NCBI's taxonomy places the organism in Eukaryota, Fungi, Ascomycota, Sordariomycetes, Magnaporthales, Magnaporthaceae. The coding region runs from base 1 to 204 and encodes 67 amino acids.
AUGGGCGCCCUGCUUCAGAUGGCAAAGUUAAAAUGGACGCCCGACGGCCAGACCUGUCUCGACCGAAAUGAGGCCCAGGAAGGGGUUCCCAGAACGGUGGGCCAGGAUAGUCGGGAAAUCCACAGCGGCUAUGUCCUGACCUUUUUGCUCCGAAUGGCGACACCCCGCCGUGGGAGGGCUGUCCAGACGCGGGACAUGCUCUGAAUGUGACGGAUUGCCACCUGUGUGAUGACCUUUCGGCCGGCGCCUGCCGAACAUGUCACGGCCUGAUGCGUAAGUAGCGCAGAACAACAAGAAACGAAAAAAAAAAGAAUCCAGCCUCACCCCACAGACUUGCCGUUGCCGCAACGCAUGUCUGACAGAUGCCGCACCAUAUCCCAUCCCACCCCAAAC